Molecule: messenger RNA, 2016 nt
Organism: Leptonychotes weddellii (Weddell seal)
Lineage: Eukaryota; Metazoa; Chordata; Mammalia; Carnivora; Phocidae
Source: RefSeq, a predicted model, not a curated record
CAGAUAUCAACCUGAAUUCUCCUAACAAAGGUCUGCUGUCCGACUCCCUGACAGAUGUCCCUGUCGACACAGCGUUGGCUGCCCAGACUCCUGCUGUUGAGGGUCUGACCGAGGCUGAGGAGGAGGAGCUUAAGGCUGAGCUUGCAAAGGUGGAAGAGGAAAUUGUCACUCUGCGCCAGGUCCUGGCGGCCAAGGAGAGGCACUGUGCUGAGCUGAAGAGGAAGCUGGGCCUCUCUGCCUUGGAGGGCCUGAAGCAGAACCUGUCUAAGAGCUGGCAUGACGUGCAGGUCUCUAACGCCUAUAUGAAAACUUCUGAGAAACUUGGAGAGUGGAAUGAGAAAGUGACCCAGUCAGACCUCUACAAGAAGACUCAAGAAACUCUCUCUCAGGCGGGACAGAAGACGUCGGCUGCCCUGUCCACCAUGGGCUCCGCCAUUAGCAGAAAGCUCGGGGAUAUGAGAUGGGACGCCAUCGCUGCCGCCCUCUGGGACACCUGCUUUGGCCCCCUGAGCCGUGCUGUGGUGAGCCCGGUGACAGACUCAUCACGCCCCCGGUGGCUGGAGCGCCACGGAGCAAGCCGCGUGUCGGGUUGUGCCCGUUCCUUCCUCGGAAUGCUGGGCUGGGAACAGCAUCUGAGGGAAGCAGCGACUGUCUGCGGUGCCUGAGUUACGCGCUCACAGGAGCGUCCUCUGUCACUUCGGGCGCUACUCCCCUCCGUGUCCUCACUCGCGUUCGAGUGCGUGCGGUGUCGGCGCUGCUGGGAAUGGCUGUGGUGGCGCUGUCCUGGGCCACUGUGGCUCCGUUCCGCGCCUGUUCCUUCGUUACCGCUCCCGCUCCAGGAGCUGGUGUUGGCUGCUCCCCCGUGGCGUGUCGCCUCCGGUCACGUGCUUCACACACGGGGGCCAGCCGGCGGGAGGAGCCGGGUCCCGUCCAGGUGCGCAGAGGGACUGUCCCGUUUGCUGCUGCGCGUCACCUUGGGGCUCUCUGGUUUUAUUCUGCUGUUUUCAGGGGCACGGUGAAGUCUGACACCUCCGGGUCCUCAACGGGUCCGCCAUUGCCUCACCACGUGGUCUCAGGUGGUUUCUGAGGCCACGGCCUGUUAACCUCCCCAGUUUGGAGCUGAGGUUCAGAAUCUACCACUGCUUGAGAAUGAAAACGAGGUCCAGGGAAAUUUAUGUGUAUUUAGACGUCUGCCGCACGUCAGUGUCCUCGAUGGGCCUGUCCAGGAGCAGCCCCGGCCUGAAAGGCUUUUUGCGUGCCCUGGGGCACGAGGCGGCAGGCUGGGGGAGGGCAUUGGAUUUGGGUUCAAGCAGGGAUGGGUCUCUGUCUAGCUUGGUGACUUGUGACAAGGCACCUGCCUUCCCUAAUCCUCAGACUCCUCCUCCUUCCACCUGGAGAUGGCAGGGCCUGCUGCCCACCCACAUGGCCGUGUUGCUUCUGAGAUGACCUCCGUGUUGGGGCUAAGAGGUGGUAGGCCUGGCUGUGUCGUGGAGGACAUGGCUGUGUUGCCCUUGGACACACGUGUUUCUAGGUUGGAAUCUGUCAGCUGUACUGAUGGAGCCGGAGUGCAAGGCGCUCAGCCCUGGGGGUGUCCCAAGGCCUGUUGCAGCGUAUGUGUGUGCUCUGGUCCGGCCGAGGCCCUGUGGAGAAUGCAGGCCAGUCUGUUGACGCAGAGCGUGUCGGCUGAGCCUGGCUGACCUGGGUUCUGGGCACACACGGACCCUGAGGGUGGUGGAGCCUGCCUCAGCACACCUCACACCUCUGCACUGCUCCUCUCUCUGUGGCUUCUUCCUUCUAACUCCAGGCAGGGUCACGGACAUGCAGGUGCCUCGUCUGUGACCCAGGUGGGGUCGUGGAGGGGCCGGUCAUGUGCCUCUCACAGAGUCGGGCCUUGGGGAGAGUGGAGACGGGGUGCAUGUCCUGCUCUCCCUGGUGGUGUGAGGAGUGGGGGUGGUCAUGGGGGUCCCUGCGUGGCCUCCCUUCCCUAACACUACGUUUCUUCUCCUCCUGCUGCCA